Messenger RNA from Sphaeroforma arctica JP610, 1173 nucleotides. RefSeq lists its product as hypothetical. The record is from RefSeq and is a predicted model, not a curated record. Bases 152 to 874 code for a protein of 240 amino acids. The transcript has a single exon. Lineage: Eukaryota; Ichthyosporea; Ichthyophonida.
GGGAUACAAUCUCAGUGAGGCUUCAUAUGUGUAGUCUACACACAGUGAACACGCCAUAGGUACACUUCUUCUUCAUGGAGGAUACUCCUAGCUUAGGUCGCUGUUGCACGAAAGGGUGCACGAUCACGCAACCAACAUCAGGUGCUCACAAAUGUACUGCGAUCGUAAUAUGCAUGCCUUUUGUGGCGUGCAUCCUGGGGAGGGGUUUGGAACGAAUUCGAUCAGUUACUGCUUGUCUACAGAUAACUGCAAGCCACCAAAUGUAUCAACAGCAAUCCAAUCAGACGAAUUGACGCCACCUGCAUCUGCAGCAUCACUGUUAGAUCAGACAACUACUGAUUCUGAUGCAAUGCAGGAAGUUGAUACGACACAAUCUAGGUCUAAACAAGGUGCAUCGUCUGGGGUUAAUGAAGCGUCAGACACAAUAGUGAAGAGACUGUCUUAUAGUAUUAAAAAGAAUGUGUACAAACAAACUGUGUUAUCAAAGGUGUGUGCCGUUCCAGCAAAGAGAGUUAAUCUAACAAACAACGAGAAAGGUGUCGUCGUGCGCACUAUCAAAAAGAGUGAAUAUGACUUGAGCAAGCCAUGGAGAGAUAACUAUAAGAGUGAUUUAGUUAAAGAAGCCGUACAAGCUGCACGUACAACAUAUGGUAUAAGUAUUAAAACUAUACAGAGGUUUAUGAUCGCUGGAGAGAAAAUUAUUAGUCUGUCUACCGAAAUGCAUGCAAAAAGGAAAUAUCGUGAGAGAAAGGGUACUAUCAGCUCCAUAUCUGUCCUAUGCACCUCACAGGUAGUACCUGACCCAGACAUGUCUACCUCUAUAUAUGUCCAAUUCUUGGCCCUGGGCGGAACCUGGACAUAUAUAGAGGUAUGACUGUAUCUGAUAUUUUAUAGAGGGUUAUGCCUAUUUUAAUUUAAAAAUCAAAUUUAUGCAACUCGGCAUCGGACACUCUCUGUAGAGUUUAGUCUGUAAAUGUAGAGAUGCCUUGGGGCUCUGGGGCCUGGGCCCUGAGCGAGGCUCUCGGGGUUAUAUUUAUAUUUUUAGAUAAACUCUAGGCCAUAGAAAUGCAUACGUGAUCGGUGAUACGACACGAACCGAAUUGCUAUAUCUUUUUUUUAAAUUCUACGCCUAAAUAUAUAUAUAAUAAAAUCUUAUGAGACGGCGGCAAAUAU